UGUUAUUGCAGUGAAGAUAGUGAAGAAGAUUGGAAUAUCAUGGAAUCAUUGUUUGUACGCAGAUAAUUCAGGCUCAAUCCAAUUGAUCAGACUUCCUGCCUUGGUGGUCCCGAUUUCCGCUUAACCACUCCCAGUGCCAUGGAUUUCGACGACCUUGAUGACGCGAUUGACCAGAGAAUCGCGGAGGGCGACACCGAUACCUUGGCCAAUCUCAGUGGCGUCAUGAUGCAGAAGAAGAGCUUGAAGGCGCUUACUGGCUCCAUGGUGCCUAUGCCCCGAAGCAAGGGCCUGCCGUUGCUUGACUGCCUCAACAACCCUCAACACGGCAUCAAGAUGACAAGAUGAGAGUCUUUGUUUUCUAUGGCCCGGGUGACACGGCGGAGGACAUGAAGCCCGUCUGCCAGGCAGAAAGCUUUGCCGGGGUCUUUUCCCUUCGCCCAUCCAAUGGUAUACGGUAUAGAAUACUUUGAUUCAGAUAUGAUUCAGAUAUAUUUAUUUUUGCUUUAAGCCGCCUUACGGCUGUUUCUUCCUGUGAUUUGUUUACCUCACAAAGGGCAAGGAAGGCAGUUCUAAGGUGAACAGGAAGCCCAGAGUGGUUGGUUUAGCCGUACUCUGCAAUAAGUUCAUGCCGAGGGAGACUCUAUUGGAAACCUGCAUGUGGCAUCAUGUGGCAUGCGGAUGUAGAAAGGCCUGCUCCGGGAAAGGCUAGAGUAGAAGGAGGAUUAAAACGAAAAACGUUCCGGCUAACCUUCUCUCUCUCAGGCCUUUUUUUGAAGCUGAGAGCAGAGAUGAGCAGAGAUGAGCAGAGUUUAUUAUGCCCUCGAUCAAGGUCUGCUGGUUCUGCCAUCCAAGGUCCGCCAACGCCGGCCUGGAUGCUACUGAAGCAGUUCGAUGCCAUGUACAACCUGGGCCUGGAGGAUCCAUAUAAGUUCUAUGCAGUCCAGAUCGGAAACGACCCACACGACGUUGGCAUCAAGCAGAGCAGCCGCUGAAGGGCAUCGGCGACGUCACCUUCCUUUGUUUGGCCUAUGGCUUGCUGGAGGACCGGAUGGACACCCUGGCACGUUGCACAGCAAAGACCUUGCACCUGACAAGUGGCGAGAAGCUGGAGGACAUGGACCACAUUUGCAAAGCCUUGGGGCUCAUUGGGGACCCUCGUGUGCACAAGCUGCAUGCCAUGACCCACAAGGUUGGCCAUAUGGUCAAUGGCGAUUUCAGACGGAUCUUGAGUGCAGAUGCCACCGGCAUGGACGCCAGGCGCUUUGUCACCUUCUCGGCAGGCCCUGUCGCCUGUGGCGUUGUCAAGCAGUGAUACUACUUGCACAAUCAUCCUUGGCUCUUCAAGGAAGCCUGUGCCAACGGCAUGAUGAAGCUCAUGCCAGUUCACAGAAAGAGCGACACUCAGCUAGACCAGCCAGUUUACAUGACCAACGUACAGUAUGAGAUGUGGUCCGGUGGCGUCUUCAGCAGCUACUUAUACUUCCCCACCAUGAGCAUGUGCUGGGGUGAUGAAAACGCAUACAAGUACUCCUUAAUCCACACCAUGCACCCAGUGAAGUUCUUUGAAUAUUGCAAGGCAGACUGGGAGCGCUACGAGAAGAUGUUCAGGGCCAAUUGCAAGGGCUGCGCAGAGAAGCCAGAGGUGCCAUAUCCUUAUACCAUGGACAUGGUCGAGUCCUGGUUCAAGGAGUACAACGAGUCCCUGAACGUGCACACAGUGCUGGAAGGUCCAGAUGACGGCUUCAAAAAGAGCACCAUUGAAAUCUACAAGAAGAGCAGUGAGCGAAUUCAGCAAGACCUCAUUCCACCUUUGGUGAAGGAGGUGGGAUUGUUGAAGGGCAUCAAACCGGAUGAGGACCCUGUGAUGAGCAUUUGGGUCAACAAGAUCUACGAGAUUAAGAAGACCUUGACCCCUUCAGGUCCGAUUUGGUUUUGUGAUGGCUACAGCUUCAAGAUGGAGUGUGUGGGGACCGCCUCUGCCGCGGUACUGACUGAUGGGAGCUCUUGGAGCAAGAUCGUGCCCUUCCUGAUGUCUAAGAAACCUUCUUGAUGUCUUAGACAGUCUAAGCAUCGCUGGGCUGAUGCAGAUGUUGGCCCUCGUUGGAGAAACCACAUGGGUUAAGGAUGAGGAGAAUGAUGUUUGGU
Molecule: messenger RNA, 2145 nt
Organism: Durusdinium trenchii
Lineage: Eukaryota; Dinophyceae; Suessiales; Symbiodiniaceae
Source: the annotation of a GenBank genome assembly